Messenger RNA from Iphiclides podalirius (scarce swallowtail), 1389 nucleotides. Lineage: Eukaryota; Metazoa; Arthropoda; Insecta; Lepidoptera; Papilionidae. The record is from the annotation of a GenBank genome assembly.
AUGGAGUCAGGUAAAGAAAAUAUUGUUCAGGCUGUGGUUGUUAUGGAUACUUUUAAGAAUAAUUUUACACCCAUUAAUAAAACUAAGCCCAUGGCAUUAUUUCCGGUAGCUGGAGUUCCACUAAUAGAUUAUGUUUUAGAAUCUCUGGGACUGGGCGGAGUCGGUGAAACAAUAUUGUUUUGUUGUAAUGAUGGUCCGAAAAUUAAGGAGCAUAUAAAAAAAUGUACAAAAGAAAAAGUAACAUGGAGUUUGACUAUGGAUGUCCAGGUUAUAACAUCUGAAACAUGUCAAACUAUGGGAGAUGUAAUGAGAGAAAUAGAUGCUGCAGGCCUCAUCAGAGUGCCUCCCUUAUUUGCUGACAAUUUUGAUUUUCAAACAAGGGAUGACUUUGUUAAUGGUAUAUUGAUAAAUGAAGAAAUUCUUGCCAGCACUGUAUACUACAAAAUUUUGAAAGUAAAUGAGUAUGCUGCUGCUAUUACUAACUGGAAAACAUACCAAAUCAUUUCGUGGGAUAUUUUACAUUAUUGGGUACAUCCAUUGUCUAUUGAGUCUGGUUCAUUCUUCCAAAACAAUUAUGUUUUUAUGGGUAACCAUAAUUUUCGUAAGACAACUUCAAAAUUGAGCAGAUCUUGCACACUUAUUGAAGAUGUUCUGAUAGGAGCCGAUACUCAUAUUUGUGAUAACACAACUGUCUCAAAAACAAUGAUUGGAAAUAACUGUGAAAUUGGCAAUAAUGUUACAUUAAUAGAUUCACUUAUAGAAGAUGGUACCAUUAUUGUGGCAAAUGUAAACAUAAAAACAGGAAGCAAAUUGAAGGGUGCUAUCAUAGAAAGUUCUGAAAUAGAAGAAAAUGAAAAUAAAGUUUCGAAAUCUGCAUCAGAAAGUGGAACAGAGUGGGAGAAUGAAAGCGAUGGUAGUGGUGAUGAUGAAUUUGGUGGUUUUAAUAAAUCAUGGAGUGAUAGCGAAUCAUGUUACUCAUCAGAUAGUAGUGCUCAAUCUUCCCUACCAGAGUCACCAGUACCCGAAGAUACCAAUAUAUUCUUACAAGAGGUUAUUGACAGUCUCGCAAGAGGAUAUGAAGAAAAACUCAAAUUUAAAGACAUAUUAAAAUUCUUCAGACCAAUUUUAUCAAAUUACAUCAAGACAAAGUCGUCAAUAAUGGAUUGUUUGAGAGCUAUAGAGGAUAGUUGCAUGAAGUGUGAAUGGCUUGAUGGCAAAGCAGGUCAAAUUCUACAUCUUCUAUAUGAAGCGGAUGUAGUUGACGAAGAUUCUUUACUAGAAUGGUAUGAUGAUCUGAAAGACAAUGAAAGUCAGCUUGUCAGUCAAACAUCAUUAGUCAAAUUCUUUGAAUGGCUUCAGGAAGCUAGCGAGGAAAGUGAAGAUUCAGAU